CCCGGAGAAGAGAAGGCUCCGGGGAGACCGUCCAGGCCCUUCCAGUCCCUAUAUGCUGAGGGUGGUGAAACACUGGCCCAGGUUGCCCCAGAGAGGUGGUCGAUGUGCCAUCCUUGGAAACAUUCAAGGUCAGGUUGGACGGGGCUUUGAGCAGCCGGCUGUAGUUGAAAGUGUCCCUGCUCAUGGCGGUGGGUUGGGCUAGAUGGCCUUUAACAAUCCCUUCCAAUCCAAACCGAUCUAUUUCUAUGUUUCUAAGGUGGAGGAUGCUGUGGUGAGCAGCAUUUGCUCGUGUGGUGUAGUUACCAAAGGCGCUCCUGAACUUCUAGCUGUCUUUUUGGUAAAUGGGUUGCUGGAGCUGUGAUGUGGGUGCAGCAGAGUGUCCGUUCUCUGUUUCUAGCUUCUCUGCUGCUUUCUCUUGUUUCCAGCAAUUGGCGCUCCCAGGAACAGCUUGGCUCUAAUUGAGGCAUCUUGCUAGUGGUGAGUUUGUGACUGUUUUCGUAUUAGAAAACUUUUUGAAGUCGUCUUUGAGGUAGUAGCUGGCUACGCCACCGCAGAAGCGGACAGGUAACCAAGGGAAAAAGUCUGCAUACCCUACAUAAUCAAGUUUAAGAAACAAAAGGCAUUUUUGAGUAUCGAAAAACUGAAAUACCCCAAUUUGCCUAGGAUUUGUACUUUCUUGUUGGUGAGGAUGUACAGCUGGAAAGCAUGGUCUUAAGAAGAUGGUACUGGCCUAACUUUGUUGUAAAAGUGCGUUGAGCACCUGGGGACUAGUGGGAAGAAUCAGGAUGAGAAACUUCAUUGUGAACUGUUUUGCUCCAUCUCCAGGAGGAUUUCUAAAUCCCACCAGCAGCAGUCCGAGGAGAAGCUGGAACAGCUACGAUCCAGUUAUUGUUUGCUCAUGACUGGGAAAUCCUGCUCCACUUCCUUGAGAGAAAACCCUAGUUGUCAGGGCUGAAAAUCUCCUGCUGUUUCGGACAGCGUGUCUUCCUAACUCAGAUCUUUUCUAACUGCUUUGUGGAGUGCCUGCCUGUUCCAGGGGAUGCACCCUGCUUCCUGAUGCCCUGGGAAUAGGCUACCUCUGCUUGUAACAGAAAUGUGGAAAAAAUGAAUAAAAUGGAUUUGCCAACUACUAGUCUGCAGAAUAAAUAUCCGCAGUGGAUGCUUACACAAAACCAAGCUUUGGGUGAUAAGAAGAAGUCUACCGUUCAGAGGAGCGUUUUGGAGGACGGGCUGCCAUUCCUAGAGUUCUGCGGCUCCAUCGUUUACAGCUAUGAAGCCAGCGACUGUUCCCUUCUCUCGGAAGAUAUCAGGCAGAGUUUAUCAGAUGGGGCUGCUGUUGGAUUUGAUGUUGAAUGGCCACCGUCCUAUACUAAAGGAAAAAUGGCGAAAAUAGCUGUAAUCCAGAUAUGUGUCACUGAGGAGAAGUGUUAUUUGUUUCACAUCUCUUCCAUGUCAGGUUUUCCCAAGGGACUCAAAAGACUGCUCGAAGAUGAAACAAUUAAAAAGGUUGGCGUAGGAAUUGAGGGAGAUCAAUGGAAGCUGAUGAGUGACUUUGAAAUCAAACUGAAGAGCUUUGUGGAGCUGGCUGACGUUGCUAAUGAGAAACUGAAGUGUAAGGAGAUAUGGAGUCUAAAUGGUCUGGUAAAGCACCUUUUUGGCAAGCAGCUUUUGAAGGAUAAAUCUGUCCGCUGCAGUAACUGGGAAGAGUUUCCACUCAACGAGGAGCAAAAGUUGUAUGCAGCCACAGAUGCCUAUGCUGGAUACAUCAUUUAUCAAAAGCUGAAAAAUAUGGAUAACAGUGAGCGGAAACUCUUUUGUGUAAGAAGAGAUGGCGUGUCAGAGGGUGUGAAGGAGCGCUUGACUUCCCUAGCUGAAGAGAUAACAGACCUGGCUUCUCGCAUCCCUGACUCUUCUGGACAAUUUGAAAAUUGGCAGAGGGCUGUGGAAAUACUAGCUGACAUAACGGCGAAUGUAAAUACCUUAAGAAGCAUGCUGUUGGGUUCAGGUUCCCAUUCCGAAGUGGAGAGGAGCUGUGGCGCAGCGCCAACAAAUCUUGAGGCAAAGUCAGCAGAUGUCAAAGCAGAGAAAGUUGAAAAGCCUGAAUUUGCUAAAGAACUUGAAGGUGACUUCAACAUCUGCUCUGAUGCUACGCUUGCUGGCCUCUGGGAGGGAGAUGGCAAUGAAGAAGAGGCGGAGAGAGAUAAUGCUGUUGUGGAAGAUGGGGCUGCAGCAGCCAGCUCUAAGGACGCAGCAGACAGAGAUGACUUCAUGUCCCUAGACAUUACUGAGCAAGAACUUGAGAUCUUGGAACGUCAAGCUGCAGAAGAAUUGCUCAACGAAGCUGCACCUGAGGAGGCAUGCUCCACAGACAACGAACAGAAUAUUUCCUGUGUCAUUGAAAGCGAUGAAGAACUGGAAAUGGAGAUGCUUAAAUCUGUAGAAGACGUAGACAAUUCCAAAGGAGCUUUAACUGAAAGAGAGUACAAUAAAGCCAGGAAAACUCCUGACACAGAAUUGAACGUCGUACUAGAUGGCGAUGAAGAUGAAGGCGUUGAGGAAGAAGAGGAGGAAUGUUUGGAUCCACUGCUGCCGCUACCUAGCGAAAGCCACAUCGCAUGUCUGAAGACGCAUUUUGGGCAUUCUUCUUUCAAACCGGUCCAGUGGAAAGUGAUCCAUUCUGUUCUCGAAGACAGAAGAGAUAAUCUUGUUGUCAUGGCAACUGGCUAUGGAAAAAGCUUGUGCUACCAGUUUCCUCCUGUUUACACUGGAUUUACAGGAAUUGUCAUCUGUCCUCUUAUCUCCUUGAUGGAGGACCAGGUGCUGCAGCUGACGAUGUCGGAGAUUCCGGCUUGCUUGCUUGGUUCGGCUCAGUCAAAAAACAUCACAGAAUGCAUCAAAGCGGGUCAGUACAGAGUCAUAUACAUGACUCCAGAGUUCUGUUCAGGGAACUUACAGUUACUUCAGGAUCUCGACCAAACUAUUGGUAUUACCCUCAUCGCUGUUGAUGAAGCGCAUUGCAUUUCCGAGUGGGGCCAUGACUUCAGAAAUUCCUUUAGAAGUUUAGGCUCCUUAAAGAAGGCUCUGCCAUCGGUUCCCAUUGUUGCUUUAACUGCCACUGCAAGUCCAUCGAUUAGAGAAGACAUCGUGAAUUGUCUGCACCUGAAGAAUCCCCAGGUCACGUGCACUAGUUUUGACAGACCUAACCUGUACUUAGAAGUUGGACGACAAAGUGGAAAUACGCUUAGGGAUUUGAAGCAGUUCCUUACUAGGAAAGGAAGCAGUUCUGCGUAUGAGUUUGAAGGCCCCACUAUCAUCUACUGCCCCUCAAGAAAGGCCACUGAACAGGUUGUGUCCGAACUGAUGAAACUCGGUGUGGCCUGUGGUGCAUACCAUGCUGGUAUGGGAAUCAAACAAAGGAGAGAGACCCAUCACCGGUUCAUGAGGGAUGAAAUUCAGUGUGUUGUGGCUACGGUGGCAUUUGGGAUGGGCAUCAAUAAAGCAGAUAUCCGGAUGGUUAUUCAUUACGGUGCCCCUAAGGAAAUGGAAUCCUAUUAUCAAGAAAUUGGGCGAGCUGGUCGCGAUGGGCUUCCUGCUUCCUGUCACGUCUUGUGGACCGCAACGGACUUGGCUUUUAACAGACACCUCCUAAAUGAGAUACGCAACGAAACGUUCCGGUUGUACAAACUGAAGAUGUUGGCUAAAAUAGAGAAGUACCUUGUGUCAAAUACCUGCAGGAGGAAAAUCAUCCUGUCUCAUUUCGAAGACAAACAACUCCGAAAGGUUUCCUCCGGCAUCAUGGGCACGGAAGAAUGCUGUGAUAAUUGCAGGUCCAGAGUCUCUAGUUUUGCGGUCUCCAGUGACUCGGAAGGUGGUUUGCAGGACUUCGGGAAGCAAGCGAAUCAGCUGCUGUCGGCAGUGAGUGCCCUGGAGGAGAAGUUUGGAACUAGAAUUCCCAUUCUGUUUCUCCGAGGGUCUAGUUCCCAACGCUUGCCAGAGAGAUACCGCAGACACCCUCUCUUUGGUAGUGGAAAAGACUGGCCGGAGAACUGGUGGAAAUCGCUCUGCCAACAACUGAUAAUGGAAGGGUUCCUCAAAGAAGCCUCUGGGCAUAACAAGUUUGCAACCACGUGCAUGCUUACCCAGAAGGGUAGAAAUUGGCUGUUAAAAGCUUCAUCUGCCUCAAAUCCAAGCCUUCUGCUACAGUCCAGUGAAGACCUUAAUCUGCAGAAACGUCCUAGAAGUAGACCUUUACCUGUGCUCUCGACGCAGCGCUCCCCAGACACGAAAGGAAAAAUGCAGUCUCCUGUCAAGCAGAUGUCUCUCUACGAUAUGUUCUCAUAUGAGAAAAGAGGUAAAACUCUUCCAAGAAGCAAUAACAUGCCUAACAGUGUUGCAGAGCACUCAUCGGUGAAAUCUCCGUUGAAGUCCCCAGAACCUGGUGUUUCAUCCCGAGAAAAGGAACUAGAGACUGCUCUGUAUGGCAAGCUGCUGACUGCUAGACAGAAGGUAGCUAAUGAGAAGGUAAUUCCUCCAGCUGUCUUGGCAACCAAUAAGAUCCUGGUGGAGAUGGCGCGAAUAAGGCCUACGAAUGUUGAGAAUGUGAAGAGACUUGAUGGUGUGUCUGAAGCAAAAUCCACCAUGUUGGUGCCUCUCCUGGCUGAAAUCAAGGACUUCUGCCGAGCGAAUGGUUUGCAGACUGACAGGUUCCCCACGUCUGGAUGUGAAGAUCAGAAAGAAGCAUCUCCCUGGAAGCAAACUAGAGCCCUCUCUCCCUCAGAGCAUGUCACGUAUGUCCUGUUCCAAGAGAAAAAUCUCUCUGUGAGGACUAUAAGCGAGAGCAGAUCUCUGCCCCUUUCUGAGGUUGGCACUCACCUGGUCCAGGCGGUGAAAGCUGGCUACCCUGUCAACCUGGAGCGAGCAGGUUUGACUCCUGAAGCUCGACGGAUCAUUUCUGAUGUUAUCCGAAAUCCUCCCAUUAACUCGGACACCACCAAAAUUCAAACGAUCAGAAAACUUGUUCCUGCAAAUAUUGAACUGUAUCUCAUCCAGAUGACCAUUGCAUUACUGGAGAAAGAGAACAGAAAUAAGUCUAAGGAUGGCUCAGGCGUCAAAAGGGUGUUGGUGUGGUCAGAAGGGCAGCAGGAAAAAAGGGGAGCAGAUCAAGCAAGCAGGGAAGAUACCUUGUGGAGUAAAACAAAGCCUGCUUCCUUCCUGUCCCAUGGAAAGGCUGUGCAGAGCGUGGAUGACAGCCAGCCAGGCGGCAGAGGGACAGCAAGCCACCUGAAUCCCAUUGCCCUGGCCUCCUGGAAUCAGCCUGCCCUCAAUCCUGAUGAAGAGGAACUGUUUGCUGACUCUCAGCCCAAGAGCUCCCAUCCCCCCUCCAAGAGGAAGGUGCCGGAAUGGUUUGGAACUUCAGCUGUGCCAGUUCUGCCCACCCCAGAUGAAGAAAUCCAAACCGGAGACCAGAAAAGGGAUUUUCAGUUGACUACAGCCAUGGCGAUUUCUAUUUUUUUUUUUUACCCUGUACAGAGAGCAUUUUAUGAACAGAGUUCAACUUCAUUGGUGUAGUUUACUCCUAAUUCUAGAUUAUUUAUCUCUUACCCUCUGUGCAGUGAGGGGAGAGGCGUGUUUAUGCUUUUCACUAUGUGAAACCUAUUCUUAUUAAAAAAAGAAA
This is a messenger RNA of Chroicocephalus ridibundus (black-headed gull), 5674 nucleotides long. It is a transcript of the gene WRN, whose product is annotated as WRN RecQ like helicase. Gene Ontology annotation, cellular component: cytoplasm; chromosome; nucleus. Gene Ontology annotation, biological process: telomere maintenance; double-strand break repair via homologous recombination; DNA replication. NCBI's taxonomy places the organism in Eukaryota, Metazoa, Chordata, Aves, Charadriiformes, Laridae. Gene Ontology annotation, molecular function: 3'-5' DNA helicase activity; nucleic acid binding; 3'-5' exonuclease activity. The record is from RefSeq and is a predicted model, not a curated record.